CAAACAAGCACAAGAACCAGAAACCCGAGCGACAUGAGCCACAUCAAGUCCAAGCCGAGACCCGUCGUCGGAUGCGAGCCGUGUUGAUAGGACCCUGACAAUGAUGCGGGCUUGAAAGCCCGGUUUAUGUGUCGGGAAGGCAUGACCGUGACUUUGGUCAACUUGGACCUGAUGUCGUCCCACUUGAAGGAUUUUCUUUAGUGGACCAUGAUGAAACGUGCUUCGGCCCGUGGGGUCCGACGGGGAAAGGCUGAACAACUGGUUCGGGUUGGGCUCUACGACUUGGAGAGGGUCUUGGGCAAAGGAAACUUUGCCAUAGUUCGCCUUGGCAUUCACCGGCUUACCCAGUGUCAAGUGGCCAUCAAAAUCGUGGAGAAAAACGACCUGGACCAAGAUAACUUGAACAAGAUCUAUCGAGAGAUCGAGAUCAUGAGGACGCUCCACCAUCCCAAUAUUAUUCAGUUGUACCAGGUCAUGGAGACGGACUCUAUGAUGUAUAUCGUGACCGAGUUUGCAGCCAAUGGCGAGAUUUUUGAUCACCUAGUGUCAAACGGCAAAAUGGAUGAGACUCGAGCCUGCUUUGUGUUCAGUCAAAUUCUGGCCGCCAUCCAUUAUUGCCACACCCACGGUGUCGUUCAUCGAGAUCUCAAAGCAGAGAAUCUUCUUUUGGAUUCCGAGAAUAACAUCAAGUUAGCAGACUUUGGGUUCAGUAACUUCUUCACGAAGACCGGGUUACUCUCGACUUGGUGCGGUAGUCCCCCCUAUGCCGCCCCGGAGUUAUUCGAGGGCAAGCAAUACGUGGGACCCAAAGCCGACAUUUGGUCAUUGGGGGUGGUCUUGUACGUGCUAGUCAGUGGUUCAUUGCCCUUUGACGGGGCCACUCUUCAAGACUUGCGUGCCCGUGUAGUGAAGUGUCAGUAUCGAAUCCCGUUCUUCCUGUCCUCUCAAUGCGAGCAUUUACUUAAAGGUCUUUUAGUGCUAGAUCCGGAACGCCGCUUCAGUCUGCACCAGAUCGCUUCACAUCCUUGGUCCAAAAUGGGGUGCAGCAAGCAUCCGCCAACGGUUGAGAUUUUGUCACCGCUUCUGGCCCCUCUACCAGGUUCUGUGCAGCGAGAUGCUGAGGGCCGUAUUGUAGACGAGGUCCCGCCCAUCAACGAGGCGAUAGUGAACUACAUAGUAGGCCGAGCCAAAGUCAGUAGAGAAGCUGUGAUAUCGUGUGUCAGUCAGAAAAAGUGCGAUGACAUCAGCGCCAUUUAUCACAUGAUCAACGCUAGUCUUAUAGAGACCGAGAGGAAGCAACUCCAACUCACCCCUCUAGGCUCUGCCAAUAUCCCGUCUGUGGUACUUUCGGGUCCCGGACCUCCCCCAUUGUCACCCACGUCCAUGCUUCCCUUUUUCAAUAAUGGAGCCUCUUCAGGGGGAAAUAGCAGCGGCUCAAACUCUCCCAAGGGCCCUACGGAAGUUUUUAAUGAAGAAUCAUCCAUGACAUUGCUUUCCCUCGACACUCAUGAUACUGAACGGCUUUUAAAUAUCAGGCGGCAUACUUUAGGUCCGGAACAAACUCCAAAUUGCUCUGAUGCCCCUCCCAUUCCAUUCCGUUAUCAUGCAGCAGACUUUAGAGACAUUCUUCCACAAACCAACUUGACAUUAACGCCGCUUGUGAGUCGAAUGCCCCCAGAGAACUUCAGCGUGAAAGAUCCACAUCUGCUGAAGCCUCCCCCUGCUCUGGGGAUGGCAUCUCAGCACGGACGAAGAGCUUCUGAUGGGGGAGGGUAUUUCGGCCAGUUCCAAUCAGCUGAGGCACCUGCUUCCAUUGGUGGAUCGCCCCACUCCUCCGGUGAGGAUAGUUUUGCUUCACCAACUCCUUCCAGUCACUCUAAUCCUGGAGAAAGCACCUCUGACGGACCAGGAGCUGAAGUCAUCCUUUGCCCUGAGUCUCAUAAUCCAUACUUUGUGGAACAAUACUUGGGAAAAGGGAAGAGAAUUCCAGCCACCUCAGUCUUACCAGAUUCUCCGCGGAAGCGUCGCACUGGGCUUCACACCGUGCUUGAGAAACCGCCUGAAAUUAAUGCGGAUCUCGUACAAGAAGUUGAAACUCGAAUGCAGAACCAUAGCCCAUUGGGACAUCAAUCCCCGAUAUUGCUUCCCGUAACACCUUCUUCGUUUUCUGGAGCGACUGGGACAGUUUCACUUUCCCCACUUACUUCGCCCAGCAAACCCAUGGGAAUGAACGUGGCAACAUCAGGUCUUCGCCAAAGACGAACAGGUCUUUCAACUGUGAUGGAAAUAGGCAAAUCCGGCUCUUCAUCGACGGGUGUGGGCUCUUCUAGUGGCUUUAAAGAAUCCCAUUCAUCACAUUUAGCCACGGAAAGAUACAGUCCUGUGAGACGACUCAGUGAAGGUUCUCCGGCUUUUCUUCAGCAUCGAGGUCCGCUUACUCAACAAAAUAGCUGCCCGACAAGUUCCGAUCCCUCUCCUUCAGAUGUGAGAGCUUUGCAGGAGGAAUGCCGGAGACUGCAUCUCGAGACAGCUACUUCUACGUCGGCUUGGCCUGGAACCUCGACAGGAGACAACAGCAGCACCAGUUCAGGUCAUAUGUCUCCCAAUUUUCUCCUGAGAGCACCCUCUCCCGGCGAAAAUUCGUUUCCAUCACCUCGAAGAUGUUCCGAUAGUUCAGUUAACUCUGGGGAUACCCAUGUCGUUCAUCGUCUGAGACCGUCUGUCAGUCGAGAUUCGGCCAAAAGUGAGCCCAUGCAACAACUCAUUGAUGACAUGUACAACAAUGAUCCCGGCAUGAUCAUGACUUCAGGCUCAAGGUCUGUGGAGCCCCCCGUUAGCCAUGCAAUAACAUCGCGUCGAUUUUCAUAUCCUAAUUCGCCUGUGCACCAUGUUCAGCAAAUGAAUCAAGCUAAUAAUUCUAGUCCGAAUAAGAAGACUCCCUCUCCUUCUGGCCCCAGCCCAUCGGAAUGUGAAGGCAACGGAAUAACACCACCCUCACUCACUCAGCAUUUUGCCCAAAGCCUCAAUAUGACUGAUCCAUCGAAUCCUGCCACGCCUGACCAGGGUUCUACGUCUUCCGGAAACCGAUGGAAAGGUUCCAUCACUCAAGGUGUUCCUAGUCGAACGUUUGUCGCACCCUCUGGUCGGAAUAGUGUCCAAGGCUUGACGAGGGGUCACUCGUUGAAGAGCCCAUCCAAGCAAUCAACAAAGCCUUUACUCACGGGCAAUGAUUUGAUGGCUGGUAAUAGUCUUUCUAACAUUUUGGCUCAUUCUCAGAGCUACGAUGAGGCCUUUGCUAAUCACUCGAGCAAUCUGCCAAAUUUUGGCAAAUUCCCUCUGACUUCAUGCCAAGAUCACUUCAUAUCCCUACCGCCAACAGACGUGGGACCUAAUCCCGAGAUUUGCGUCACUAAUGUCAUGGGUGAUGAGAUGAAAGUGGUCUUCAAUAAUGGACAGCCAUUGGAUCCCCAACAACAAGCCAACCUGUUUCUACAACAUCAACAAAUGCAACACCAUUAUCAGAGGCAUGUCUUUCCACAAGCUGCGGCGGGAGUUUAUUCGGCCGAGCCCAUGGACGAAACGAGCUGACCCAACUAUUCACUGCUUUUCAACUUACGUAGGGUUUGAAAGAGUCAGAGCCCCACAACUUAUGGCAUAUCUUGUCCUUGCUACGUCAUUGAUAAGCCGUAAAGCUUGAAGAAGAACUUUCAUGUGAUGGGUGGAGAGAGGUAGACGGCAAAUGGAACAGAACUGUAACUCGUGACGAUCUCUCCAUCAGCGAAGCAAUGCACAAAGAAACGAACACUAAUUUAGGCUCAUUUAUGGCCUCAUGAUUGUUAAGGGGGGUGAUUCCUUCUAUUUUUAUGUAUUCCCCGAUAAGGUUUUUUACCUCGUUCUAGCUCUCCUACGGUGAACGUUGGUGAAGUUUGUUUGACCUGUACAGAUUAUUGCUCUUGUGAACCAUUGAUAGACUCGCCAACAAAUUGGUAUUAUGCGAUGUUGAGCUGGGAUUUCGGAGUACGAAUUACGUUUGUCAAAAAUAUUGCAAAUUGUUACCACCAAGAGUAACUCAAAACAGAACAAGAAGAAGACCUUACGAGAUUGAUUUGGACGAAUAAAGUUCCCCACUACUUUCCUCUCUCCUUCUCCUUUGCAUUUCGCAUAAGCGACCAAAGCAACAACAAUAGCAAUUUGGCCCUGAAUAUUACGUGUCUUAAUGAUUAGUUCAUGGUCUCUCCAUUUGUGAAAAAAUGGUCUCAUGGAAAUGAUGUCAGUCAGGCCUGAAUGAUUGCAAUUUCCUCCCUCAGUAAGAACACAAUACAUGAAUACAUAAAAGGUUAACGAUGCUCUUGUUUCUAUGCGAGACAAGUCCAGCGAACAGAUGUACUUGUGCUUGGUUUUUCAUCCAUUGUCCUUCUUUUACAUUCUA
This is a messenger RNA of Tigriopus californicus, 4429 nucleotides long. Its product is annotated as serine/threonine-protein kinase MARK2-like. Gene Ontology annotation, biological process: intracellular signal transduction; protein phosphorylation; microtubule cytoskeleton organization. Gene Ontology annotation, molecular function: protein serine/threonine kinase activity; ATP binding; tau-protein kinase activity. The record is from RefSeq and is a predicted model, not a curated record. Gene Ontology annotation, cellular component: cytoplasm. NCBI's taxonomy places the organism in Eukaryota, Metazoa, Arthropoda, Copepoda, Harpacticoida, Harpacticidae. The coding region runs from base 208 to 3588 and encodes 1126 amino acids. The transcript has a single exon.